UUUGUGUGCCAAGCUCCUAGAACCUGUCAGAAUAGAAGGCGAGAGUGUAGAAAAACGGAUUAUUUCCCAAAUUAUCGAGAGAGCUAAUGUGUCUGCAAAAAGGACGUCCGGUGUAUACGUAUUAAAUUUUACAAUUGAAAUGCUGCUUGUUGUGUAGUUUCUUGCACCAAGUCUUAAAUAGAGUACAUAUAUUUAUUUAGUUUUAUAUACAAGUGCAGUGAUCAUGGAGUUUUUGGAGCACCCGAAGGAAUUUCCAUCCAAGGACGAUGAAAUCCAUUAUUGGAAGGAUCUAGUGGAACGAUUAAUUGAAGAGAAAGAUUUCAUUCAAAGGGAAUUCGAUGAUUACACUGCUGAUUCUCAGCAGUUGGAGAAGGAGUUUGAGGCCACAAUUGAGCAAAACGAGAAGACUAUUCGCGAGCUGAGAUCCAACAAUUGCAGAGCACAAAAUGAGCUUGAAUCACUUAAAUCUCGUUUGGAUCAAGCAAACCACGAAAACAUGAUGUUUGAAUCUCAGGUGAAAUCUCUGAAGGAUGAAAAGAAGGAGUUGCAGUGGAAGGUUCGGGAGCUGGAACAGAAGAACGAUGAUUUGGAGAGAGCCGAAAGGAUGUAUACAGAAACUGUGGAGGCUGUGAAAACGACUAUGAACAAUGUGAUCGAGAGGAAUGCAAUACUGGAAUCUGAAGUGGACGAGAAGGAAACGUUGAAGGAGAAGUUACAGAGAUUGGUGGACGAAGCCAGAGAUUUGAAGCAGGAAUUGAAAGUGAAAGACCGAUGCCCGGAUAACGAUAGGACGAUGAACGGGCACUCGAACAACGGUCUCGUGGAUUCGAAUCGUCUUCCUGUUGAAUCUCAAACACAAACCACACCAGUUAAACGUCAUUCUAAGAAGGCCAUACUAGUGGAUGGACCAUUAUCCCCAUCCUCCAGGAUCCUCGCACUGAACAUAAUCGGCGACUUGAUUCGCAAAGUUGGCCUCUCUCGUUUCCUGUGCGAGCACUGUGGUCAGGUGAACUGUUCUGUCUGUCCGUCACCUGCAAUCAAUUAAAGAAACGCGCUUACGAACCGCAACACCUCCAACGCUCAAAGGUGUGUUUUUCUCUCUCUCUCUAUAUGUAUCUACCAAAAAAAAACAAAGCCCUAAAAACGAAUCAAAAUUUAAUUUAAACAAAAAAGAGUCCAUGUGAUGUUACAUAAGAAGUACACGAAAAGAUACAAAAAUAUCAGUAACUUCAAUAUCUAGUAACUUCCCAGUACUUUGUACAUUAUGCUUUAUACAUUUUCAAUGGGAACUACCUGUGCAGCUAAUAUGGACCAAUCGUAGAGCUGAAUCAAUAAUUCACGUCCUUACAUUUUACUUCCUGAUUGGUUCCAUUCCAGGGAUGGGCGGCGCUUCGACUAAUUCGGGUCUAAAUCGAAAGUCCAACAACCGAAAUUUCGACUGUAUCAAAAUUCCGACAACCAUAAUCCCGACUGUAUCAGAAUUUCGACAACCAUA
Molecule: messenger RNA, 1495 nt
Organism: Nicrophorus vespilloides
Lineage: Eukaryota; Metazoa; Arthropoda; Insecta; Coleoptera; Silphidae
Gene: nudE
Product: nuclear distribution protein nudE-like 1-B
Exons: 7
Coding region: 224-1045 (273 amino acids)
Biological process (GO): establishment of mitotic spindle orientation; mitotic centrosome separation; microtubule nucleation
Cellular component (GO): centrosome; kinesin complex; kinetochore
Molecular function (GO): microtubule binding
Source: RefSeq, a predicted model, not a curated record